AUGGCCGAAAAUGGGGACGCGCAGCCGGAAAUCACGGCCGACUCGGUGGAAUUGAUCUUCGGAUUGCCAUUGGAACGGGUUCACAAGAUCGGCAUGAAGUAUUAUAAAGGUAUGUUAAUUGUUUUUGUUUUGCUUUUUAGGUAUUUAAAUGGUUGAAGAUAAAAGUUGAAGAAGAAGGAUUUGGUUAUAUUAAUGUAGUUAUGUGACGGGGUUUUUUCUGGAAGAUUUUUGUGUUUUUUAUAAAGAUUUUUAAUGGAAAAUGCUUUUUAAUAGCUUGAAGAAGCUUUUCAUGUAUUUUAAUAAGGUUUUAGUUUAUAAAUACAGCAGUUAAACGUUUAAGAAGGCGAGUAACAUCAGUAAAUACUAUUGAACUCAUAUUCUUCUUAUCAUUUUGGCGUUGUUUGGUCUAAAUGGCUUUUUUAUUACCUAAAAUACGAUUCAGCUUAUAAAUGGGUUUUUUCUUUAAUUUAGAGUUGACUUACAGGUAUAAAAAUACAAUUUAACAACCUUUACCUAAUUCUUAACCAUACCUCAAGAAAAACAUAAAAUUUAAACUAAGAUUAAAUUUUUAAGAUUUCAUUGACAUUUUAAAAUAAUGAACAAUAUUUAGACAACGAAAAGACUGGUAAACUUCAAGUAGAUUAUCCGAUUCGUCUCAAGUUCAUGGCUUAUUCGAAACAGGCUCGUUAUGGUGUAUAUAAAGAUGAGUUGACUGAUGUUGGAUGGUUUGAUUUGGUUGGUAAUGAUGCCAAGUAAGUUUUUAUGUCGGUUUUUUUAGUUGGUAUGAAUAUUUUUAUGUUUUUUGAUGUUUUUUAUUUGAAAAUCAGUUUUUCUGUGUUUUUGGGAUAUUAUAGUAAACCUGAUAGGGGUUUUUGAGCUUUAUCUUUGUCGUGCUGAUUGGAAUUACUUAAGGUUUUGUAAAAUACGAUGUUAUAAGUUUAGUGAAAGUUAACCUGAAGUUUAAUGGUUUAAUGUUGUUUAUUAUUAAUCGUAUGACUAUUUUAAACAAUUAUAUUAACCUUUUGAUCUAAAUUUACAUUUUUCUCAAAAUCCAAUAAAUUUCGCAAAAAUAUAAAAUCUUUGACGUUGCAACUAUUAAUAUCAAGAAUAAUUAGUCAAAACGUUGUAAAUUUAUGAGAUUUGCAUUUGGAUUCAGAAGUCAGUGGGAAUGUUUCUUGUUUUGGGCCGCCGAAACCAAUUUACAAAGAAAUCCGUUUCAAGAUUUUUGCACUUUAAUUAGGCAAGGAAAUGUCUUAAAAUUGAUGUUUAAACGGGGUUUUUGGAAGGGUAGGAAGAUUUAAAAAGUUUUGAUAAUGUUACCUAAAUUAAAGAAAUGUUUCAAAACGGUAAUGAAUACUAGAGCUAAAGCAAAGAUAGAGCAAAGCUAGGGCAAGGUUAGCAAAGUUAAGACAAAGCUAGGGCUGGGCAAAAGCAGGGCUAUGAUAAAAAUACAAAAGAGAUAAGACACGGCUAGGUAGAGCUAAGUUAGUGAGAGGACUAGUACAGGGCAAAAGUAAACCCAUAAGGCAUUUUUAAAUCCAAAAAUCAUCUUUCACGGCCGAAUAAAUGAAAACUUCCGUGAUGAAGUUGUCUCCAUUCUGGGUUGAUUAUAUGUUCACGAUGGAAAUUGAAUUUUCAUGGAAACGUGAAGAAAAGUGCUCUUACGAGUAAUGUCAUUGUCGGAGUUUCAGUCGCCAGCCUGUGAAAUCGUACUUAUUUUGUUGGAUUCGGGAUUGAAAUAGGUCAGAAUAUUUUGGUUUUGAGGUUGGUUAUGUCUUGAAUCGAUUCUUGUGAGGUUCUUGUUAUGUUGACUUGUGAUUUUUUUGGCCUGUGAUAGUAAAUUUGUUAUAUCUUUCUGCUCGGUUAAAAUGUUGAGGUGACUUUUUGAUCUUUUUUAUAGGAUUUGAUACGGGGUUUCAGGUAGUGUAUGGAAUUGUUGUUGCAAAUUUUGCAGGCCGUGUUGUGAGUAAUGUUAAGGAUGGUCGUUUUUGGUCAAAACCUCAUUUUCGGCCUAAAAUUUUGACGUACUUUUCUUGUUUUCCCAAUUUUAAAAUCAUCUUCACGCUUUUCCUUUUCACAAUAUCAACACAAGACCCCUCUACCGUACUCUUCGCAUCGCCCUCUGUUAUGAAGUGGCAAUUUCGGAGGUAUUCGGCGGGUGUGAUAGCUUGUUUGUCCUCGAAUACAAUUGUUGGCCAACUUGAAUUGCCGUUGAAAGCCGACGGCGAAGAACGAAAAGCGUCUCGGAAACGACGUUCAAAUCGAAUUUACUGAGGCCGGCCUCGGGGCUUUUCCUCGUGUCGUCGUAUCCUUAGGGUUUUGUGCGAUUCGAAAAAACCGCGCCGGGUUUGUUAUGAAAAAAGUCGGGUUUGUUAUUCGAAAAAUAUGCUGAGAAAUUAUCGAAAUUAGCGGCUUGUUUGGGUUUGUCUGGAAGGAUUGGUUUGGCUGGUCUGAGAUUGGGGUGAUUUUUGGGCUAUGACAAUUUUGAGCUGGUUGCUUUCAUUUUGAAAAAUUAUUCAAAAAAAAGGUUUUUUACCUAAUUUUUUUUGCUAUAAAAUUAACGUGGUCUCCUCUGUUGAUCAUAGUUAUCAAAAAAAUAUGGUGGUACUUCAAAUUCGUUUGCAUAAUGUUUCUAAAACAAGCUUGUCUACUCCACUCUGUAUAAUAUAAUAAGCGAAAAUGUUGUUUCCUUGACCAUUCCUUCCAAAUUCGACGACUUUCUCAAGUAUGUCAACAUGUUAUGAAGUUGAAUGCUUUUGGUGGUGCAAAAAUAAAUUGUUCAAAAUUAUUGUCAUGUUCUUCUUAAGUACAAUUCCAGGACGCUGGUUCGGCCACAGUAAAUAAGCGGCGUAUUUUUUCUUCUCAAUUUUGAUAAUUUUCUAUGAGGCUUUGUUUGGACGGUUCGAAUUUGUUUAUCAGGUUUUUAUACUGUUGGUUUAUUCAGACGGGAUCGGUAGAAUUCAAGGAAGAGGGUUUUCACUGAAUUAGGGGUGUUUUUGGUGUUGUGUUUUUUAAUUUUUGGAGUUAUUGAAGGUUAUGAUGUGUGGUUGGUUUGGCCUGUAACUUACGAUGAUUUUUCCUUUUUACUAUGAGAGUCAGAAACGUUAUCUUGGUCUGAAGCGGGUGGGGUAUUGAUCAAGAAAUCCUGAAGCUGUUUGUCAGCUUUUGGUACAAUUCUAAAUAACAAUUGUCAUGCUAUUUUUACUGUGUAAACGGCAAGUUUACAAACAGUGUUGUCUUAGUUUUUCAUUAUUGAAAUAAGGGUCAAAUUUCGUUUUAUUUUCGCCCAAUAAGUGGCUCUUAUUCACGUUAUAACACGCCAAUUGUUUGCCAUCGAGCCGCAAUAGAAUAACGGGUAAAUUACGUUGACACAGCAGCAGUUUAUAGACAUAUCGCUCUUAAAAACGUAGCCAUGUAAUCGUAGCACGUUAGAAAAUAGUAUAAAAAAUGGCGUAUUGAUCAAAAGUGUCAUAGAAAAAAUUCCGUACAACAGGUUUUUGCAACUCUAUAAUUGCUUCGUAAACAAGCCUUGAAACAUAUCACAGUGACAAGAAACAUCCAAAUUACAGCAUUUUUGUCUCAUUCUUGGGGCCGUCAAAAACAUUAGCAGCGAAGAACACAGGAAGGAAACACGGACUUUUCUUCAAACUUUAAAAGUUCGGGAUGGUUGGUGUUGGAUGGGGACGACGAAAGAAACGGCGCGCGCGGAUUCAAAUUGUCAUAACUUUUUGAAAAAUGUUCGACAAGCAAAUCUGUGUCCUAUAAAAUAUUUGAGGAUUCGCCCUACUAUGUUUUAUCAUAUGGACGAAAACGUUUGAAGUUUUUUUUGUCUGGUUGGGAAAGUUCAAUUGGAUCAGGAAGAAUAAUGUGGCUUUUAUAGUUCUUGUCAAAGAUUUUGUUGCAUCUGGAUGUUUUUUCUAAGAUCUAGGGGUUUUAAAAUAGAAUUUGAAUGUUUUCAAAGGGUAGAGGUUUUAAGAUUUGCGGGUUUUUUGGAGUGAGAUGGUAUUGAAGAUAGGGGUUUUGUUUUUUUGAUAUUUUAACAAUUUGAUUUUUUUUAAUUUUGUAGGUGUGGCUAUUACUUACGACGUUUUUUUUAAAUCUUAAGGUAAUAUUCUAUAUCAAGUCUAUUCAUUGUUGAUCUUCAGAAGUCUAUCAGAUCUAUCUAUUCAAAAAUGAGGGUCUUCUAUACUGAAAAUUUUUUUACACAAAACUAUUCAGUAGAGAUUUGCUAUCUUUAUAGUCACCAAGGACUGAAUGCCGGAUAACUUUUUACAAUUUUGAAUGUUUUCAUUUUUAAAAAACAUCUUUAUAAUCUUGAUGAAUCGUGAGACGAAGUCUCGUAACAUGUAUAUCAUACUAAAACUCAACAUAUGAUAAGGUUUUUUGGAACGAUAUAAAUAGAACAUUUUAAGCAUUAUGCAUUAUUUUUUUAAUAUUAAAAUUAUUUUUAAAAAAGCAAUAUUUUUCGUUAAAAAUUUUGUCAAAGUAAUUCAAGAACGUCAUGAUGCUUCAAAGUGUUCUUUUUAUAUCGUUCCAAAAAACCUUAUGAUAUGUGGAGUUUUAGUAUGAUAUAUAUGUUACGGGGCUUUGUCUCACGAUACAUCAAGAUUAUAAAGAUGUUUUUUAAUAGUGAGAACAUUCAAAAUUGUAAAACGUUUUCCGGCAUUCCGUUCUUGAUGACUAUAGAGAUAGGAAGUGUAUGCAGGAAGACCCGCAUGCUCGAAUGAUGGAUUUUAUGAUAGUUGUUUUGUUAUUUGCCAAGGCUUAUGGACUUAAUUAGUUUUGUGUAAAUAAGGGGUUUGGGUAUGGGAAAGGACUUUAAGAUAGUUUUUUUAAGUUUUUGCGUUUUGUGGGGCUAAAAUUGUAAUUUUUGGACAACUUAUGGUGUCAAAUUGAGCAAAAAGACUGAUUUUUAUUUUUUUUUUGAAAAUUUGGUUGUUGAUAACAAAUUUAUUACAGUUUUAAAGGUUUUACGAUUAAAGGAAAAAGUAGAAAUAACAAAAAUAAACGUUUUAUUUUACGUAAUUUCAGGAAAGAGUGGCAAAAACUGGGCGAGAUCAGCCGCGAGGAGGCAAUGCUGGAGUUUGUCCGCCUUCUGGACGUGGUUUGCCCAACAUUCAAGCCAUUUGUGAAAGAACAAGCAGCACUAGAAGCACCGAAAUUGAAUGGGUAAGUUUUAUAAUGGUAUAUUGGGCUUGAUUUUAGGUUUAAAACAUGAGUUUUGGGUUGAUUUUUUAUUGAAAACCUGUCAAAAAUAUAGUUAACGUGUCAAGUACAAUAUUAAAAUAGAGCUGUUGCGGAAAUAGUUUGACGUAGCACGGGGAAUGCCUCGAGGGACGGCUUUUUUCUGCCACGCUUUGCGGUUUUUUCUUUAAAAAGCUUGUUGAAAUUAAAGAAAAUGAAGGUUUUUUGUGUGAAGAUGUUCGCGGCCCAGUUUUCUGGGUAAAUGAGGACUAUAAAUUGAGUUUGUUUGCGGUUUCAUUUGGUUUGACGUGCUGGUGGCACGGUAUAAGAAAGGCCUGUUUUGGUUUGUAUGAAGGGUUGGUCAGUGGUGGAGGGGAGUUAUUAAUAGGAUAGAUACAGACUUGUAAAGGGGGCGAGCCGGGGUCAAUUUUUCGGCUCAACUUUUAUAUAGAAAGCCUGAAGUUGUAAAAAACAACAUGUAAAGCGGUUAUUUAGGCCUUAAAGAUUAUGUAAAUUACUUGUUUUGGCCGAAAAAGCGUACUGACUGACUUUUUUAGUCAAAUAUAUGUUUUGCAAAUUAAAUUUUUUGAUAAUUUUUAAAAAUUUUCAAAAAUUUGUUCAAAAAAUUGUUAUGGAUCUUGUUUUGAAACCAUAGCGGCUAUAUGGGCCCGGCGCUGCUGUAUAGUGGCUAGUAAAAGGGAACGGAACUUUACUAGUCACGAUAUAGAGGGGCAAAGGGCAGGACAAGAAAAAUCGUUAAUGCCGUGUUUUGUGUUCAAGCUCGUUUGGAUACUUUGAUGAAUUUUUGACCUUUGAAUAUAUGUUAGCAGGUUGAACUACUUCAAAAUGACCUUUUAAUGUGACAAAGUAGCCUAAAUCCAUCAAAAGAACACAUACAAAAAUUUAAAACGUUUUUCUGUUAAAACCCGCUUACAAUGUAAUUCGAACUAAUUUGAAGUAAAAGAGUUUGAGAGGAUUUCGUCUUAAUUUGGGCCUGUUUUUCUUCCUCCUCUCUUGCCUGCUCUUUUGGCUUUGGCCAUUGGAACAAGAAUUAUUCCUCUCGUUUUCUGCGGGUUGGAUAAGUAAUAUAUUUGGGGAAGGGAAUCGAUAACACUUUACAUUUUGGGUAGUGUUUUAGUUUUUAGAAAUUUUGGGCUUUAAAGGCGGGGGAGGACGGUUUUAAAAUUUUUGGACAGGGUUGAUUUUUAAACACUUUCUGAAAGUGGUGGAGUGGUUUUGAAAAUUCAGGGUAAGGGUGGGUUUUUGAGUGCAUUGUCAAAGCGGAAGGGUGGUUUUGAAAAUUAUUGGUAAAGGUGGAUUUUGAGGGCAUUGUGAAAGGCGAGACGUGGUUUUUAAAAUUUUUGUGUGGGGGUGGAUUUUCAAGGCGUUUUGAAAAGGGGUGGAGGAGUAAAUUUUGAAUUUUUUAAUUUUGGGUUGGAUUCAUAAUUUUAUGUCUAGUUUUUGCAGGAAAUCAGCGUAUCUCAACGGUAAGACAGAUUCCCAAGAAGUAAUCGAGAAAUAUCAACAACAAAAGUAAGUAAUUUAAUAUUAUUAUUGAGAUUCAAUACGUUCGGCCCAGGAAAAGUUUUUUUAAAUAAUGCCUUUUUUAGAAAACAAAUCCAAGAAGCCUUGAACAAACAAACGUAUCACCAAUUCCUUGCCUACGCUCAACAAAACGUCCCCGGCGAUCCGGAAAAGGUUGGUUUGGGCGGGGUUUUUAGGGUUAUUUGGCAAAUAUUUUGGUCGAGUUAAAAAAGUGGUAUUUUAAUUAUCACUGUACUGUGGUUUAUAGUAUUACGGGGCUAAAAAAUUCUUGUCGUCAGCUUUUACGUAUUGAAAUUUUCUAAAGCGUCAAGACUUUAUUUACUCUUAAACUUGCAGGAACUAAAGUAACUGUAGUUAGUUUAUUCUACACGUACUCGAAAUUAUAAGAACAAUAACUAAAAGAAUAUGUUUUGAGAUUGCUUUUGAUUCAAAAUAUAAUAAAACUUAUAUUAGGUAUGAUGCUCUACCCAUAUUAUGCAAUAAACCGCAUAAAUCAAUAAAAGUCAUAACAAGAUUCAGGACCUCGCUACAGAUUUUGUAUGGGGAUAG
This is a messenger RNA of Bursaphelenchus okinawaensis, 7278 nucleotides long. The record is from the annotation of a GenBank genome assembly. NCBI's taxonomy places the organism in Eukaryota, Metazoa, Nematoda, Chromadorea, Rhabditida, Aphelenchoididae.